Molecule: messenger RNA, 1123 nt
Organism: Aspergillus campestris IBT 28561
Lineage: Eukaryota; Fungi; Ascomycota; Eurotiomycetes; Eurotiales; Aspergillaceae
Exons: 2
Coding region: 307-876 (189 amino acids)
Source: RefSeq, a predicted model, not a curated record
GUCAGAUUCUCGUCCAGUCUUCCAACUGGUGCUCGUGUCUCAUCUCAUUUGUUUCUAUGGCUCGAACUCAAGGCGCCGUGUGUUACUGUCUCAACAUCGUUGCGUCGGCUGGCAUGUCACCCGUUGCAAGAGUCAUUCUGACCACCCUAGGUCACUGGGCUACUUGGUUGGGGGGGUAUAAAUGCUUGCUUGAAUCCUUGCUUGAAUGACGAGAUAAGACAGACACAGAAACUACUCAUAACGGAAACCCAUUACUUUCAGAUCCCCAGACCAAAAAGAUACUCUUCCUUCUUUGACAUAGUCAAGAUGUUCAGGCUCGUUGCCUUCCUCGCUGUGCUCUCUGCAGCAAGUGCCAUUUUAAAGCCAAGUCCAGUUCUCGCCCGGGGAAACUGCCAAACCGUUCCUCCCACGACCAUUGAUGUUAUGGACGUCUCAGACCCGGAUGGUUUCAAUAUUGGCAACAUAUUUCGCCUCGAAAGCACCGGCAAUCCCACGGCAAACACGAAGAUCUCGGCUCUCACCUUCGCUCUCCCCUCCGGUGCCACGGGCUGUGUACUGCGGAUCCAUAGACCCCCGAUCGUCUCUGGCAACAACGUGGCGGACGUCUGGACGACUAGUCCGUGGAAUGCUCACGCGCCGCCUACCUGGAACAACCUCCCUCAUCAGAAUGAGAUGGUAGGGAAGCUUAUCUUUCCAAAGGAUCGAUCAAGUCAAGAAGACGUGAAAAAUAUUGCGUCAAACUCUUGUUCGACCACCAUGAGUUACUUGGUGGAGUUUACCAAGCCACCGUCCAGCGAAGGGAGCGUCGAAUUUUACAAUACGGCGGGCUCUGGAUCAAUGAAUGACAUAGGCUUCGAUAUGCAGUAUAAUUGUUGAUUGGCGGUUAUCUCGGGCGACAUGGGUUGGCGGGCUUCGAUCAACGAAUCCCAUGGGCUUCGAUAUGCAAUUCAAUUGUUGAUUGGCGGUUAUCUCGGGCGAAUGGGUUGGCGGGCAGCAGGACGAGAGCGAUGUUUCAGCCUCUGCGUAUGGGGAUAUAGCCCGAGAUGGAUAUUCUGUGGCAGAAUGUAACUGUUCUUGUUGAAUGCGAAGGAGGUUUUAAGCAGCGCCGCAGAUCUUCACAUGC